CGUUGCCACCGGACACUCGUCCGCGCCACUGAACGAACGAAGAAGGCAGCAGCAGCAGCAGAAGCAACACCUCUUUGGCCAACCAACUAACCAACCACCAACACAUAAACAACAUCCAUGCGUACGUGUCACAGCUGCGGUGGCACGACAAACAACGCAAGAAGUGGCUGCUUUUGUUUGUUUGUGUGGUUGUUGUUGUUGUUUUUUGCGUUCGCACCACGCAUGAAAUGAACACUGUGGUGUGUGUGUCUGUCGUGUGUCAUGUCGCAUCAACGCACCACCAACACACCACUAACAGCAGACGGCAAACAACAACAGCAACGGCUCAUUUUCCACACUCAGCAUCGACUGCUCAUCACCGCCACGCACCCUCAACAGAGCCAAGAGAAGCAGACAGCACCAUGUCGUCGGCGAACCUUGACCGCAUUCACCCUUCUCGCAUCACCGUGCUGCUGAUGGAGAAGAUCAGCCAAGAUGCUGUCAAGACAUUCGAGGCUGAAGGCUACACCGUCAAGCAGGCUGUGAAGUACGGCGAGGACGACCUGAUUGAGGCCAUGAAGGGCGUGCACAUCAUCGGUGUGAGAAGCAAGACCAAGCUCACAUCGCGCGUUCUGGAGGCGGCGGACAAGCUCGUCGCCGUCGGCUGCUUCUGCAUUGGAACCGACCAAACCGACCUCAAGCUGGCAGCCACCAAGGGCAUCCCCGUCUUUAACGCACCCUACGCUAACACGCGCAGCGUCUCCGAGCUGGUCAUCGCCAACAUCAUCACGCUUGCGCGCCAGGCCAGCGACCGCAACAAGGAGAUGCACGCCGGUGAAUGGAACAAGCGCUCAGUCGGGUGCUACGAAGUGCGCGGGAAGACGCUUGGCGUUGUUGGCUAUGGUCACGUUGGCUCGCAGCUGUCCGUGCUGGCAGAGGCCAUGGGCAUGCGUGUCAUCUUCUACGACAUUGAGCCCAAGCUGUGUCUUGGCAACGCAUCCCAGGUGCCCACUAUGGAGGAGCUGCUGGAAGUGUCUGACUUUGUCUCCCUCCACGUCCCCGCAGACGAGUCCACCAAGAACCUCAUGAACGCAGAGCGCAUCGCACAGAUGAAAGCCGGGAGCUACCUCAUCAACUAUGCCCGCGGGUCUGUGGUCGACAUUGAGGCGGCUGCUGCUGCGCUGCGCUCUGGCCAUCUCGCCGGCGCUGCCUUUGACGUGUUUCCCUCGGAGCCCGCCGGCCACACCAAGGACUGGGCCGUGUGCCUGCAGGGCUGCCCCAACACCAUCCUCACCCCGCACAUUGGCGGGUCGACGGAGGAGGCCCAGGCCAGCAUUGGUCGGGAGGUGGCGAGCAAGCUCAUUGCCUACAUCAACCACGGAUCCACCCUCUCUGCCGUCAACGUGCCCGAAGUGAAUGUGACACGCAAGCUGCAGCCUGGCCAGUCGCGCGUGCUGUCGUUCCACAUCAACACCCCCGGUGUCCUUCGUGACAUCAACAGGAUCCUCUCCAUCGCAAACAUCUCCUCCCAACAGCUCGAGACGUCCGAACGCAUCGGGUACCUGGUUGUUGACCUUGAGGCUGACCACAUUGAGCAGGUCAAGUCGGAGCUUGAGGCCCUCGACUCAAAUGUCCGUUGCCGAAUCCUCUUCCGCGGCAAGGGCUACGUCGGGCCCGAGCCAUAGGCACACACACACACACACACACACUGGUUUACACACACAUACACAUACACACACACACACACCGGUACGGACGCACGCAUACACACAUACAAAUGCACACCUACACAUGUGCACACAUCACCACGCCUUGCGUGUACUUGUGGUUUUUCUUUGUGACUUUGGAUGAAGGCUUGCUGUUGUGGGUUGGUUGGUUCAAUUUAUGUGCUGUGAGCGUGCCUUUUGUUUCUCGGUGCGGUUGCUUUCGUGUUGCAUGCUCGGGAUUUCGAGUUUCUCUCGCACGCAAACACACAACCCGCCUCUUCUGCAAGCGAUUGCUUGCAAUAAAUCGCCCAUUAAACAACCCAUGACACCC
This is a messenger RNA of Salpingoeca rosetta, 2016 nucleotides long. Its product is annotated as D-3-phosphoglycerate dehydrogenase. The coding region runs from base 228 to 1664 and encodes 478 amino acids. Gene Ontology annotation, molecular function: NAD binding; oxidoreductase activity, acting on the CH-OH group of donors, NAD or NADP as acceptor. The transcript is spliced from 5 exons. The record is from RefSeq and is a predicted model, not a curated record. Lineage: Eukaryota; Choanoflagellata; Craspedida; Salpingoecidae.